Penicillium psychrosexuale is the source of this 2142-nucleotide messenger RNA. RefSeq names its product Zn(II)2Cys6 domain-containing transcription factor hasF (gene hasF). Gene Ontology annotation, biological process: DNA-templated transcription; regulation of DNA-templated transcription. The transcript is spliced from 4 exons. NCBI's taxonomy places the organism in Eukaryota, Fungi, Ascomycota, Eurotiomycetes, Eurotiales, Aspergillaceae. Bases 1 to 2142 code for a protein of 713 amino acids. Gene Ontology annotation, molecular function: DNA binding; DNA-binding transcription factor activity, RNA polymerase II-specific; zinc ion binding. The record is from RefSeq and is a predicted model, not a curated record.
AUGCCUGUCUCUUCCUUUCACCACUCAUCCGCACAGGAUCCUACGGGACUCAUUAGGUCUCCAUCCCUGAGUAGCUUCUCUCGUCCCAUUACCUCUUGUCUACCGUGUCGUAGUCGCAAGGUCAAAUGUGACCGCCGACAACCGCUAUGUUUAGUGUGUGAACGAGGAAAUCAUGCCUGUUCUUAUGUGUCGAAGCCUCAGUCGCUCGGGCUGGCCUCGGGGUCGAGUCGGAUAACCAAACCCAACAGUACCCCCAAGAUCUCUUCAUCCACGCUAGCCCGAAUCAGUCCCGGUCUCCAACGUCUUGGUAACUCCAUGGCACAAGCGAAAGCAUAUGUGCCCUCUGAGGACUCAUUUCCACCAACACCAACGAUGCCCGUACAGCCGCGAUCGCAAGAAGAUACACUGGUUCUCGAUAAUGGGGUCCCUCACUUCGUCUCUAGCAAACACUGGGCCUGGAUGGCAGCAGAGCUCCAAGGCAUCCAAUCCGUUCUCGCGGAAUCUCAGGAUUCCGCCCCCGAGGCGCUCGAAGAUGUCAUCUGGGAUGCCGAUUGCCCUGUAGCUAGCGGGGCUACAUUCUGGCCUGAUACACGAGAGGAUUGCUAUUUACUCCUAAAUGUUUUCCUGGUCAAUGUCGACCCGAUUCACCGAGUCGUCCAUCGUCCGAGUUUGGCCCGUCGCUUUGACACAUUUGUUGGCGCCCAUUACCUCCUAGAAAACAACCACUUCCCUAUCAUAACGGGGAGAAGUAGCAGUAUGACUUUCCACCCGAAUAAUAUGGACGCAUUCGAGCCGCUAGCCAUGUCCAUAUUUUACGCGGCCGUCAACAGCAUGAACGAUAAUGACGUGGCCACCAUUUUCGGCACGGACAAGUCCUACCUACUGAAUCGAUACCGAACGGGAACGGAAGUGCAUCUGAAACGGCAGAAAUUCAUGACCUCCAAAGUCUUUGAGAUUUUGCAAGCAUUCGUGAUUUUUUUGACCGCGCAAUAUCGGGAAGAUGACAUGGGGAAGAUAUGGCCGUUGACUGGGCUGGCCAUUCGGAUAGCGACGGUCCACGGACUUCACCGGGACCCUUUAGCUCUACUGCUGGGGACGAUGGACGUCGUACAGGUGGAGCUGCGUCGUCGCUUGUGGGCACAGAUCUGUUACUUGGAUUUCCGCGCGGCUGAAGAUCAGGGUUUUGCGCCUUCAAUCCAUGAGUCGGACUUCGAUACGCGUCGACCCCUUAGCCUGGAUGAUGUCGAUCUCAUUGAAGGAGUGGCACCCUCGUCCGGGCUCUCGGAUGCCCCCAAAUUCACCGAUAUGACCAUCUAUCUCCUGCGGAUCACCACAGUUCAAUAUUACAGGCGUAUUAUUCAGGUGACACAUGCUUCGCGAAAGAAAUUGCGCGUCAGCGGUCCUGUGGAUGCGGCUGAAGCAUUAGUGGAGCUACAAAGCCUAUUGAGCACUGCUCAGACUCUUGCCAGCGAAUUUGAGAGGAAUCUGGACGAUCUCGUCCGAUACUGCGAUAAGAGGGUAAGUAUUCAAUCAAUGGCCUUGGAUUUGAGAAAUCACUUAAAAUCCAAGUUUUGGGUCAUGUUCUGGAUUCAAAUCUCGCGACAAGAUCGAGAGAAGGUCAUCAUUCCCGCUAUGAGAAGAAGUGUAUUCGUGAACGCCGUCACAGCUGUGGAGAACUGGUGCGCUAUCGCAUCCGCCAAGGCCUGUGAACCCUUUCAAUGGCAUAUCUUCUCCUAUGCCGGCUUCUCUCUGAUUCUCUACGUACUCUCUGAACUCUGCAGUCCCAGCUUUCAAUCUCCGGAGUGGGCCGAUCUCCGCCAGCGAGGCCUCCAAUUAGCGAAUACCAUCUACGAAAUCCGGGGUCAGUAUCCCACGGGUGCGUGGCCCGCAAUAAUUUGCUUGGUGAAUCAAAUUCGGUUCCAGCAGGGCCUCAGUUCUGGUAUUGACAACCAGCCUACUGAGACCGGUUCAUCUGAGAAUAAUCAUCCCAUGUCGAUAAACACAUUUGAUACUGCUCCUCCGGGUUUGGUGGAGACGGGCUUCGAUACGGCGGAUUUCAUGGGUAUGGUGAAUCUGGAAGACUUUGAUCUUGCGGACUUGGCCAGUUCGAAUCCGAUGGAAUUUCAAGGUCGCACUGAUUGA